Messenger RNA from Drosophila serrata, 2547 nucleotides. Its product is annotated as Wnt ligand secretion mediator. Lineage: Eukaryota; Metazoa; Arthropoda; Insecta; Diptera; Drosophilidae. Gene Ontology annotation, molecular function: Wnt-protein binding. The record is from RefSeq and is a predicted model, not a curated record. Gene Ontology annotation, biological process: Wnt protein secretion; intracellular protein transport; Wnt signaling pathway. Gene Ontology annotation, cellular component: organelle membrane; endomembrane system.
CAAAAUCCCAGACCAUUUUAGAAUUUUUUUUCAAACAAAACCGAGGCGGCGCUUUUGAAGUUCUAUUUACAAGUGCAACAAUUGUUUACAUUGGACCCAACCACGCAAGGCUACGAAGGGCAACGAACUAGGGACAAGGCAACUCAACUCCACGCGCUGAAGUGAACAGGAUGUCGGGGACCAUACUGGAGAACCUGAGCGGCCGCAAGCUGUCCAUAUUGGUGGCCAGCCUGCUGCUGUGUCAAGUGCUGUGCUUCCUGCUGGGCGGCCUCUACGCUCCCCUGCCGGCCGGCCAUGUGACCGUGCUGGGAUCGCUGUGUCGCGAGGAUCACACCCGUCAGAAUGACACCGGCUUCCUACUCUACUCUCGCGGUGCUGGCGCUUGCACUCCAGUCACGCGGGAGGAGGUGGAGAAGGAUCCCAUGAAGAUGGCCAACGAGCUGGUGCACGUUUUCCAGAUGCCACUGCCUCGCGAGCAACGCGACCUGGAUUACUCCCGCUGGCAGCAGAAUCUUAUCGGUGUGCUGCAGGUGGAGUUCGGCUACGACUCCUCGUCGGAGCUGCGCGAGCCGCCACGGGAACUGCAGUUGACCAUUGACAUCCGCCUAGCUUACCGUAACAAAGGGGACCCCGACAACGCUUGGAAGUUGUAUGCGCACGGAGUGGAGCACCGAUACCUGGACUGUGUCACCGAACAUGUGGGGUCCACGGAGACGCUAUAUUCCUGCGACAUGAUCCCGUUGUUUGAGCUGGGCGCUCUGCACCACAGCUUCUACCUGUUGAACUUGCGCUUUCCGCUCGACACGCCGCGGCAAAUGAAUUUGCAAUUUGGUCACAUGCACGAUCUCACGCUGACGGCGAUCCAUCAGAACGGAGGCUUCACCCAGAUCUGGCUAAUGCUGAAAACGCUGCUGUUCCCAUUUGUCGUGGGCAUCAUGAUCUGGUUCUGGAGACGCGUCCACCUGCUGCAGCGCUCGCCGGCGCUGCUGGAGUACAUGCUAAUCUAUCUUGGAGGUGCCCUGACCUUCCUCAACCUGCCGCUAGAGUACCUAUCGCUAGCCGUGGAGAUGCCUUAUAUGCUGCUGCUGAGCGACAUCCGCCAGGGAAUUUUCUACGCCAUGCUGCUCUCCUUCUGGCUGGUCUUCGCCGGCGAGCACAUGCUGAUCCAAGAUGCGCCUAAUAAAUCCACGAUCCGAUCGCGUUACUGGAAGCACCUCUCAGCAGUGGUGGUCGGCUGCAUUUCCCUGUUCGUCUUCGACAUCUGCGAGAGAGGCGUGCAGCUGCGCAACCCCUUUUACUCUAUCUGGACCACGCCGCUUGGCGCUAAGGUGGCCAUGACUUUCAUCGUUUUGGCUGGAGUGUCCGCGGCCAUCUACUUCCUCUUUUUGUGCUAUAUGAUCUGGAAAGUGUUUAGGAACAUUGGUGACAAACGCACCUCGCUGCCAUCCAUGUCCCAGGCCCGACGACUUCAUUAUGAGGGUCUCAUCUACCGAUUCAAAUUCCUGAUGCUGGCCACCUUGCUGUGCGCCGCUCUAACCGUAGCCGGUUUCAUAAUGGGCCAAAUGGCCGAGGGACAGUGGCAGUGGAACGACAGCGUGGAAAUCCAGCUGACAUCCGCCUUCUUGACCGGCGUCUACGGCAUGUGGAACAUCUACAUCUUCGCCCUGCUCAUCCUGUACGCCCCCAGCCACAAGCAGUGGCCGACAAUGCAUCACAGCGACGAGACCACGCAGUCCAAUGAGAACAUUGUAGCUUCUGCAGCCAGUGAGGAAAUCGAGUUCAGUCACCUGCCAUCCGAUUCCAAUCCCAGCGAAAUCUCGUCCCUGACCUCGUUCACCCGCAAGGUAGCCUUCGAUUAGGCGACGCUUUUCAGUUGGGUUGUGUGCCAAGCGGAAAUCCCGAUUUUGCCAGCACUGUAAGGCUCCAAGCAAAGACUUUAAUGUAGGGUCUCCCUUAUAAGGUCUUCGCUCCAAGAGUGUGCUCAUUUAAUUAGCAAUUUAGAUUUAGCCAGUAGCAUUGCAUCUCUUGCCUAGUUUUUUGACAACAGCGCGAUCAGCAUUAUUUACUUGUCCUUACUUAUAUAUUGUGUAGGUUCUCUCUCAGCAUGCUCAAAGUGUUUACAUCCAUUGUAUUUUAUCGGCAGUAUUAUCUAUUGAAGUCCAUUUUUCUAGCGCCUAAGUCUUUACAUAUUUAUAUUAACACAUUUUAAACAUAUAUUUACUUGCCUAUUAAGGUGGUUAAAUUUCUGGCCAAGAAUUGCGAGGAAUGCCUGUUGUGUCACAGAAGUAAUCGAUGUGUACUUAAAAUCCAUUUAAAUAGUGCACAAAAAUUAAUUUUUGGUACAAUUUCAAUGGAUUCUAAUAAUUCAAUUAGGCAUCAAAAAAUCCAAGCGCAGAACCCUUACGGUUUUACAUUUAUUAAUUAACCACCUUAAUAUCUAAUAUCAAUAGAACUCUGCUCUAAUUUUAUAACAAAAACAACAAACGUAGAGCGAUUUCUCACUCAAGUAGCAAUGCAUCGAAUUAAAAGCAAUAUUGAAAAUGCCGA